This is a messenger RNA of Leucoraja erinaceus (little skate), 9609 nucleotides long. Its product is annotated as piezo-type mechanosensitive ion channel component 2-like. Bases 1123 to 9609 code for a protein of 2828 amino acids. Lineage: Eukaryota; Metazoa; Chordata; Chondrichthyes; Rajiformes; Rajidae. The record is from RefSeq and is a predicted model, not a curated record. The transcript has 53 exons.
CAGACAUAUAGCCCUUCCUCAGAGGAUGUCAAGAAAGGCUUGAGAGUAAAGAUGAGUUUUAAGUCUUGACUUAAAAGAGUCGAUGGAGGGGGCAGUUCUGAUGGGAAGAGGGAUGCUGUUCCACAGGUAGAACAUUGGCUGCAAGGAAGGAAGCAAAGAGUGAUGGUGGAAGGUUGUUUUUCCAGACUGGAGGCCUGUGAUUAGUCGUGUAUCUCGAUGAUCGGUGUUGUGCCAAUUGCUGUUUGUGGAUUAUAUCAACAAUUUGGAUGAGAAUGUACAAGGCAUGAUUUGCAAGUUUGCAGAUGACACAAAGGUAGGUGGUAUUGUAAAUGGUGAAGCUGGUUAUCAAAAAUCAUUGCAGGAUCUUGAUCAAAUGGGCAAGUGGGCUGAUGGAAUGGAAUUUAAUGCAGAUAGGUGUGAGAUGUUGCAUUCUUGGGAAGUCAAUCCAAGGCAGGACCUUCACAGUGAAUGAUGGGGCCCUGUGCAGCAUGGUGGAGCAGAAGGAUCAAGGAGUGCAGGUACAUAGUUCCUUGAAAGUGGAGUUACAGGUAGAUAGGAUGGACAAGAAGGAUUUUGCCACAAUGGCCUUCAUCAUCCAGGGUAUUGAGUAUAGAAGUUGGGAUGUUGUGUUACAGUUGUAUGAGAUGUUGGUGAGGCCACAUUUGGAGUCUUGUGUUCAGUUUUGGUUACCCUGCAACCGGAAAGAUGUUGUUAAGCUGGAGAGAGUGCAGAGAAGAUUUAUAAGGAUGUUACCAGGAUAUUAUUCCUUGGAGAGCAGGAGAAUGAAGGGUGAUCAAGAUUCGAGAGAUUCAAGAUUCGAAAGACAUAUAUUGUCACAUGCACCAAUUGGUGCAGUGAAAUCUAGGGUCACCAUACAGCCAUACGAAUAAAAAAGAACAAAAACAUGAUAGUCUUUAACAUAAAUAUAAACAUUAACAUAGACAUCCCCUGCACAGCAGAAUUAGCUUCCCACUGUGAGUGAAGGCCCAGUUCAGUCCUCCUCCUCUUUGAUGUUCUUUGAUGUACAUUGUGGUCGGGGCCUCCCGAGACCUCCUCAGUCGCCGCUACAGGUGGCCUGAUGCGCAGGCGCUCUCGCCGGGAUGAUGGAACUCCGACGUCAGAAUGGGAGAACAACCUCGACGGCUUGGACAUCCGGAUCGGCCACUUCCUACCGGAGACCGCGGCUCACGAAUUCCACAGGCCCUCGGUGGCGGAGUUCGGCAAAGGGCCCCAGGGCACCGCGAUGUUGAAGUCAGCGUUGCCCGCGCUGGAAGCUCUAGAAACCACAGCUCCACGAUGUUGUUGCAGCAGGCCUGGCACUCCAGAGCUUCAAACGGCAAUCCAGCUAUUUCUUUCCGGUACAAUGGGUUCUCAGUCUUCUAUUUCAUCUUUCUCCUUCUAUUGCCGUUAUUCGCUGAGCCAACAACCGUCACAAUGCAAGGCCACACUGGAUGUCUUCUCAAAACCUUGUGUCUCACCAGCUUCACCCUCCUGCUGCUUCAGAUCGGAUUUCAAGCAAUGGUCCAUUAUGUACAGUACAAUGGGACGGCGUGGGAGAGCGCCCUCUGGCAGACAGGAAUAGUCAGGUUGAGUGCAGCUGGUGUUGGAAAUGGGAUUCGCCUGGUGAUCCCAGAUAUUGGGAUGUUGAUUGGGAGCUUGGCUGCUUUUAUCAUGUGUCGGAAAUUGGUGAUCGUCCCCAGGACAGACAAUGGAGUCCAAGAUCAUGUCAAGGACGUGGGUCAGAGUGGGCCUGAGGAAGAAGUGGAAGGCACAGAAUCCGAAGAAGAAACGAGCUCGGAGUCAGAUUCUGCGGAGUACGAGGAAGAGGAAGAGGAGGAAACAUUGACUGAAGACAAAGCGGGCAACAAGCAAAGAUUGGCCUGGAGGCUAACAUUAUUAAUGAUGGGGAUUAAGGAGAUGAUUGGAGACCUGAUCAUUACCGCAGGGAAAGCUAUUGUUACCAUUCUACUGUGUUUUGCAGGUAUUGUACACCCAUCGCUCAUCUCUGCUGUCUACUUCUUCACCUUCCUGGGGCUGUGCUCGUGGUGGGCCUGUGCACGAGCCUUCCAUAUCCUGCUCUUCAAACGCUUGUGUCUACUGAUGCAGUUCUUCAGCGGCAGCCACUUGGCCCUGAUCUACCUCUACCAGCUGCCGUUCCUCCAGGGGCUACUUCCACCCAACAAUAUUUGGACGAGGUUAUUUGGUUUGACAGCGGUGAUUCACACCAACAUGUCGGAACCAUGGGCACUAAUGACCCACCAGGGUCUUCACUGGCCUGUGGUUCUAAACCCCAUCGUGCUCCUGAUUCUGUACUUCACCGUCGCUACUUUAACUCGACAACUGCUCCUCAGCGACGAGUCAGAGGCCGAACUUCCAAAGGUGGAAAUCAGCUCCAUAGAAGACGUAGCGGACAAUGCCCAUGCUGCAGCUACCUUGCAGAUGGUUGAAAAUGAGAGAAAAAAGCAGCCAAUGGUUUAUUCAGGAAGCGGCCACACGGUGCAGUUGGCUGUUCCCUUCUACAGACAGCAAGCGAACAAUAACUGUGUGCCGGUGCAGAGGUACAGCUCCCCAGAGUAUUCUCCGUGUUCCUCCGACUCUGGAUCUGAUGCCCUAGGUGAACUAGGAGGCCACUACAAGAUCUUUCCCCGUGCAAUUCAUGCUUGGUUGAUCUCUGGGCAUUGUUCAAUCUUUUGUCACUUUGAACAAUCGCUUUGCAGGAUUGAUCUGUUCUUCACUGGGCCUCGCAAGGAUCUCUCUGUAACCGGCUUCAGGCCGAUGUUGACCCCACUCUCCUUUUCUUCAGCAGAUGUGUUCCGAGUGAGUGAACGUGCAGAGGAUGAGACUGAGAAAGCAGCCGGCGGCAGCCUGUCGAUCGCUGCUCGCAUGGUGAUGCAGCAGAGUUACACCUGUGCACUCAUCUUCAUGAUGAUCUGGAGCAUCACUUACAAUAGCUGGCUGACUUUUGCCCUGCUGAUCUGGUCCUGUGUCAUCUGGAUGAUCCGAGAUCGCCAGCGAUGGACAAAGCUGAGCUCUCCUGUCCUGGUGGUCUAUGGCAAUUUGCUGGUGAGCCAGCAGUUCUUUGUGGGCUUGCAGCUCACUGAAGAUGAGCUAUUCCCUGGAGUGUCUGAUGCUGUCCUCAUCGACUUUGACCUGAGGAAGUCAAACACACCAUGUGUGCACCUGGCGGCCAAGAUCUUCUACACCUUCACCUUUUGGCUCCUGCUGCGGCAGCACUUGAUCGAGAGAAAGGAAAGGAGUAAACUGUCUCAGGGGUCGCUCAGUGAGGUCCGGGUUCAGGGAACAGCAGGUGCACAGAAGGAUGGGACACUGAUGACAAUGAUUGGCUGUGUUGUUAAGGGAUUAUUGAUAAAAUACUGGAUCUAUUUCUGCACAGCCAUGUUCUUCAUCGUUAGCUUCAAUGGUCGAGUCGUGGUCUACAAGAUUCUCUACAUCAAGCUGUUUCUUUUCUGCAUGGCUCUGUAUCAGAUACAUUACGACUGGUGGCGCCGGAUCCUGAGGUACUUCUGGAUCACUGUUGUGUCUUACUCAAUGGUGGUGCUCAUCGCUAUCUACAUGUACCAGUUCAAGACGGUCUCUUGGCUCUUUCAGCGGAUAAUGGGAAUGUCCCAGGACAGCUUGAAGGACCUGGGCUUGGAGCAGUAUAAUACUGCCGAACUGUUUGCCAAUAUCCUGCUGCCCUCAGUCUUCCUCCUGGCCUGUAUCCUCCAGCUUCAUUACUUCCAUGGCCAUUUCCUCCGCCUCACUGAUUUAAGCCAGAUCAACCUCAGACAAGAUAACAUCAUCUGCAGCAUUAAAGCUGAAGCUAUGAAGCUGACCAAAAGGUUGAAUGAUAAGCACCGUGAAAACAUUCGAAGCAGGAGUUCCACUUUGGACAAGCUCAGCUUUGACGACGAGAAGCCAAGUUUGGAGCUGGAGGACGAGCCGGAUAUGGAAGAUCCUAGUCCCUGGAGCAUGGUGAUAGACAGGCUGGCCGCACUGUUUGUGAGGUUCCUGGAGCUGAUGCAGCAAGCCCAGGUGUUGGUGUGGAGACUGCUGGAACUCCACAUCGUCAAGAUCGUCUCAUCCUUCAUUGUCUGGGUCGCACUAAGGGAGGUCUCGUUGUUGAACUACAUCUUCCUGCUGCUUUGGGUCUUUGCUCUGCCCUACUCCUCAUUCCGCCCCCUGGCAUCCAGCGUCUCGACCGUGUGGGCCUGUCUCAUGAUUAUCUGCAAGAUGAUGUACCAGCUGAAGGUUGUCAAGGUGUCCAAGUACUCGACAAACUGCACUCUGAAUGGAAGCCAAGAGAUGGAGCCCAUGUCCCCUCUGUAUGCUGGGCCCAUCGACCCUGCAUAUUGGUAUGGAGCGCUGAAGAAAUGUGAAGAUAAUGUCAUGCCCUGUCUAAAGAGCCACCUGAUCAUCUUGGGUUUGCUGGCGUUCGAAGUGACUAUUUAUCACCAUCAACGUUACUACAGGAUCCGCAAUGGUCUAAAGAUGCCUCUGUCAGGGACCUUGCUGAGCAACAUUACCCGGCCGCAUUUGGAUGAUGGGUUGUCCAGCUGCUCUAAAUAUUUCACCAACUACUUCUUCUACAAGUUUGGGCUGGAGGCCUGCUUCAUGAUGGCGAUCAACCUCGUUGGACAGCGGAUGGACUUGUACUCUGCGAUCCAUGCCCUGUGCCUGACUACCAUCCUGUGCCGGCGCCGGAGAAAGGCCAUCGCGGAGAUAUGGCCCAAGUAUUGCUGUUUCAUCGCCUGCAUCAUUUCAUUCCAGUACUCCCUGUGUGUCGGAAUUCCUCCGACUUUCUGCAAAGAUUAUCCUUGGAGGUCCAGCCUUGGACUGAGUUCCAAUCUCAUUAAGUGGCUGUAUCUGCCUGACUUCAUAAGAAAACCCAAUCCUAUGUUCCUCAUGUACGACUUCAUGUUGCUGUUGUGUGCAUCGAAGCAGUGGCAAGUGUUUGAGGAUGAGAACAAAGCAUCGGUGCGGCUGGUAGCAGGGGAGAACACUGAGAUCAGCCGCAGUCUGGAUGCGGCCACCUUCAGCCAGUACAUCCCCGUCAAUAACUUCCUGCAUUGCAGGUCUUACUUAGACAUGUUGAAAGUGGUUGUUUUCAGCUACUUGUUCUGGUUUGUACUGUGCCUCAUCUUCAUCACUGGGACCAGCAGGAUCAACAUCUUCUGCAUGGGUUACCUGGUGGCCUGUUUCUACUUCCUGCUCUCCGGAGGACAGCUGCUUCUCAAGCCCGUCAAGGUCAUAGUCAGCCACUGGGACUACCUGAUUGGCUACACUAUCCUGGUCAUCGUGAUGAAGAAUAUGUUCUCCAUCGGAUCGUGUGUCUACUUGAAGAGUUUGCUUGAGGGGAACUGCUGGGUGGUGCAGACGUUUGGCAUGGCGUGCACCAUCAAGGAAUAUGAUCUGCCAAAUGCAGACAACCUACAUGAAGCCUGUGAAGUCCCAAGCAAGCAAGCGGGCAUUAUCUGGGAUAGUGUCUGCUUCCUCUUCCUCCUGGCUCAGAGGAGAGUCUUUCUGAGUUACUACUUCCUGCACGUGGUCACAGAUCUGAAGGUUUCGAAAAUCCUGGCAGCAAGAGGAGCUGAACUAUUUGAAGCAAAAGUCAAAAAAGGAGUCACAAUGAGACUGGAGAGAGAAAAGCUAUCCAUGGAGAUGCUGAAGAAGCAGAUGGAAAGGAUCAGGGCUAAGCAGGAGAAGUACAAGCAAUCCAAAAUGCAAGUGGCAAAACCUGUCGGCAGCUCGUGCACAGUCAAUAACUUAAAGCCAGACAGUCAAGAACCAUGUGCAGAUAAUGUCAAAGCCAAAGUUGAAGGUGGCCAGAAGAAUUGGUGGCAACCCUGGACAACUCAUACCUCAAUGAUCCAUUGUGGGAGCUACUAUCUGUUCGACACUGACAGUGAGGAUGAGGCAGAGGAAAGUGAAAUUGGUAAAGAAGUUACACGGAAAUCAUCAGCGUUCCAGUUUGCUUACGUGGCCUUGGUCAAAGACUCAAAAAUAGCAGUGAAGGAAAGACACAGGGAGUUGAAGAGGGUGAGGAAGGCACAGAGGAAGAAGGAGAGGAUGCAACAAGACAUGAGCAGACUUGAUUCCAGUGAGGAUGAGUUGGAUCCCUCGAGUGGUCGAGAAACUCCCCAGGACCCAGAUAACUUCAUCAGGAGAGGUGUCAACAUCCUCACCUUCAGCUGGAUGUUUAUACAAGCAUUGGUCGAUGGGCUGAUCGAGCUACUUAAUACCAUCUCCAAAGACAACACUGACAUCUCCACUGUGUUGAGGAUAGAGAGGUCCAUUUUAAAAAGAGAAUUAAAACAGGUACUCAGUUUCAUUCAUGUUCUACUCCAACAGCAGGGACAUUUAAGAUUGUUGGCUAUGACUCCAGGAAAGAAUCCAGACCAGGACAGUAUCCAUUGUUUUUAUAAAGUCAAACUGAGAAGCCAAGCAUCGUGCAACGCUGACAGUGACUGGGCCUUUGCUAGGACAACUGAAGGAGAGAGGAUGACAAUGUCAGGCUUCCGAAAACUGGCCAGCGCUAAUUCAACAUUCUCCAAGGAAGGCAGUGUGUCAAGUUGUAGCACUGAAGUCACCAUGCUGGACUCCAGGCAGACCACCAUUGAUAAUGUAGACGAGCUUGACGAUUCCACUACCCCUGUGGUCCCAUGGCCCAGCAAUCGCAGUAGGUGGAGACUGCAGAAGAUGCCCCAUGUUGACAUGUCCAGCUCGUUGGACAGUGAACAUUUGAGAAUAGUUUGCCUGCCUCUCUCACGAAUUGAAACUCUCCUCCCUAGUGCACCGGGCCAGUCGGCAAUGCUACGCUCUGGCCAGGGGACCUCGGAGACCAUAGAGGAAGAGGCGGAUGAAGAUGCUGCCGACGUCACGGUAUCUCCGCGCCCCCACAAAGCUGCCGUCCCGCCGGGCUACGAUACAGUGGUCGGCAGCCCCCCCGACGAGGACCUGGGCGGAGAGCAUGAAGAGAGGAUAUCACUGAGAGACCAAGCAACUCUCGCCUACGACAGCCGUCUGCUGACAGCAAGUGAUCUGAUGCUCAACAAGAUGUUUCAUGACACUGAACUGGAAGAGUCGGACAAGUUCUACAGAAAUUUGCCUUGCCUUUUGAAGCUGCUGUUUGCCUUGUACAACACGGUGAUGUCUCAGUCGGACAUGUUGUGCUACUUCGUAAUGAUCCUCAACCACAUGGUCUCGGCCUCAUUGCUCACCUUGGUUCUACCCAUCCUCGUCUUCCUCUGGGCAAUGCUUUCCAUGCCAAGGCCAAAGAAACGGUUCUGGAUGUUUGCCAUCCUGUACACUGAGAUUACAGUGGUUGUGAAAUAUUGCUUUCAGUUUGGAUUCUUCCCUUGGACCAAGUCUUCCUAUCGAUUGCUCUACUUUGAUCGGCCUUUCUACUUGCCCAACAUCAUCGGCAUUGAGAAGAAGGAUGGAUAUGUACACUAUGACCUCAUCCAGUUGCUGGCUCUGUUCUUGCAUAGGUCAGUCCUCAAGGGUCACGGUCUGUGGGACUCGCACGAUGCGGUGAAGGAGCAGCGGCAAAGGAAGGGCCAAACGCCGGGAGAGGCGGAUGGAGAGAACGGCUGCGCGGAGACACUGCAGACAACGGGAUGCCCCGACGCGGCCAAGCCCGCGGGAAGGAGGGGGUCGUCCAGGCGAUCGUCAGGGCGGCUGAAACGGGGAGACAGACCAAAAGCUUCAAAGAGGUCAAAAAAGAAGAAAAGAACACGGGCAAGAUUAAGAGAAACCAUCAAGGAACAGAUCAGGGAAAAAGGGCAGAGAGUGAAAAGAUACAUUGUGGUGAAAGCUCUUCAGAUCUUCCUGCCUGUGAAGCAGUUCUUCCACGACAUCAUCCAUCCUGAGUAUAAUGCAGUGUGUGACGUCUAUGCACUAAUGUUCCUGAUCGAUGUCAUUAACUUCACCAUCAUCGUAUUUGGAUAUUGGGCAUUUGGAAAACACUCAGCCGCUGCCGAUAUCACGGAGUCCAUCUCGGAGGACCACGUGCCCCAUGUGUUCCUGGUGAUGGUGCUGGUUCAGUUUGCCAGCAUGGUGGUCGACCGUGCACUCUACCUCCGCAAGACCGUCCUGGGCAAGGUUGUCUUUCAGAUUGUUCUGGUGCUCGGGAUCCAUUUCUGGAUGUUCUUCCUUCUCCCUGGGAUGACAGAGAGAAGAUUUAACCAAAAUCAAAUCGCCCAGCUUUGGUAUUUUGUGAAGUGCGUUUACUUUGGUCUGUCAGCGUACCAAAUCAAAUGUGGCUAUCCGAACAGAGUACUGGGCAACUUCCUGACCAAGAGCUACAACUAUUUCAACCUCUUCCUCUUUCAGGGGUUUCGCAUGGUGCCCUUUCUGAUGGAGCUGAGAGCGGUGAUGGACUGGGUUUGGACGGACACCACACUCAGCAUCUCCAGCUGGAUAUGCGUGGAGGACAUUUAUGCCAAUAUUUUCAUCCUGAAAUGCUGGAAUGAGUCAGAGAAGAGGUACCCUCAGGCAGUCGGCCAGAAGAAGAACAUGUUGGUGAAGUACGGGAUGGGGGGUCUCAUCAUCACUUUGCUGAUCUGCAUCGUGUGGUUCCCGCUGCUCUUCAUGUCCCUGGUUAAAUCAGUGGGUGGAGUGACCAGCCAACCCCUGGAUGUCUCCAUCAAGAUCAGCAUCGGCGGAUACGAGCCUCUGUUCACGAUGAGCGCGCAGCACCAGAACCUCGAGCCGUUCUCCACCGCUGCCUAUAACCAUCUGACCAGUCAAUACAGCCUGUACCCGUCUGCUAUGCAGUUUUUAGUGAACUACAGGCCAGAAGACGUAAUAGUGGCUCACAUGAAGAGUGAUGCCAACCUGCUGUGGAACAUCAGUCCGGCCAGUCUCCGGGCCAUGAAGGAGGAAAUAAUCAACUCGUCACAGGUUCAUGUCCACCUGCAUUGGACCAUCCUGAGGAAUUCUUCUCUCUUGCUGAAUCCAGAGACGUUUGGCAAACACACUGUGCUCUGCACAGACAAGAAAGUCAGAAUGGAGUUGAUUCAGCUGUUGGAGGGAGUCCAUAAGAAGGUGGUUAUCGAGGGGUUAUUCCCAAAAUACAUUCGAGCGACACACGGGACUGAAGCCAAGCCAGCCUAUCGGCUGCGAUUAGGUAUGCGUGCUUCUAAAAAUGACCAGGAGAACCUCGCUUUCUACAGGAACAUCUCUUUGCAGUUGGAAGAAGAGCCAGGACAAAACGGCACGUCACGCAAGGGCAAGUGGUGGAACAUCAAGGAGUGGAGUCCUGACUGUGCAGGGCAGGGAUGCAGCAACAUGGAACUCAUCAUCUUCAACGAUAAAGUCAGCCCCACCAGUCUGGGAUUCCUGGCUGGAUAUGGUAUUGUUGGCCUGUACAUGUCUGUGGUGCUCGUCAUUGGGAAGUUUGUCCGUGAGUUCUUCAAUGGCAUCUCCCGCUCCAUUAUGUUUGAGGAACUGCCCAACCCUGAUCGAAUUUUGAAGCUGUGCACUGAUAUCUUCCUGGUCCGUGAGAUGGGGGAGUUAGAACUAGAAGAACAACUCUUUGCCAAACUCAUUUUCCUUUACCGAUCCCCCGAGACCAUGAUCAAGUGGACCAGGGAGAAAGAAGAGUGA